AUGGCCGACGAAUCUGGUUCUUCCGCUACAACCGGCGGCGGAACAGAGGAGUUUCACAAUUCAGACCUCUCGACUCUGCUUCGCCUUCUCCAGCAACAGCAACCAGCAUCUGUAACAACAACCAACAAACAGUACCAGCCAGUCAGUAUUGCUGUCAAACUCGAUGAAUUUAAUUUUUCUGUUUGGUCACGACUUAUGCGUAUGGCAAUUGGGGGAAGGGGAUCCCUCAGUCAUAUCACAGGAAAUCCACCACCACCGUCACCGGAGGACCCGGAGUAUACCAACUGGGAACAAGAGGACUUAAAAGUCCAGUCCGAUAUAAUACACAACUUGUCAUCAUAUCUAGUAGCCCUUUACGUUGAAUUUCCAACAGCAAGGGAUCUUUGGAACGGGCUAAAUGAAACUUACAGUACUGGCAGGGAUUACCUGCAACUGUUCGAUUUGAAGCGACAAGCCAACAGAAUCAAACAAGAGGAUGGGACCAUCGAGACUUACCACGGGAUCUUAAGCCGGUUGUGGCGAGAGAUUGGCCGCCGGGAACCUAACCCCAUGACGGCGGAGGCGGAUAUCGCCACCUUCAACCGAGGGUUGUUUCAAGCUCAUAAGGUAUCCGGAUUGGUGGCCAGGGGGGAAGAAUCAGGCAAAGAAAUCCGGCGCCGCUACCGCCGCCUUGGGCGACGCGGAGGCCACCAGCAAGGACGGCAGCGGCGAAGGGACAGCACUGAUGAGCAACAGUGGCUUGUCUGGUGA
Molecule: messenger RNA, 750 nt
Organism: Striga hermonthica
Lineage: Eukaryota; Viridiplantae; Streptophyta; Magnoliopsida; Lamiales; Orobanchaceae
Source: the annotation of a GenBank genome assembly